Molecule: messenger RNA, 1284 nt
Organism: Pisolithus orientalis
Lineage: Eukaryota; Fungi; Basidiomycota; Agaricomycetes; Boletales; Pisolithaceae
Exons: 6
Coding region: 1-1284 (427 amino acids)
Source: RefSeq, a predicted model, not a curated record
AUGAAUGCUGACAUCCUGUGGCUCAUGGGGAUGCAAUUUCCUGAUCCCAAAUCCAAAUCCCUGGAUUUGGAGAAGCAGAGUGAAGGUGUCAUUGGCAGGGCUCAAAAGCCACCUGCAGAGGCUGCAGUCCCUAUGCAAGAAGCUGGUAGCCGAUUGCGGAAGAGAAAGGCAAGAGAUCAAGCAGAAAGGGUAAAGGAAAGGAGGUAUUGGAGCCAGAAGGUCACUGCACCACAAAUGAGAAAAAAAGACAGAGGAGUAAGCACUUCGAUUUCUUUCCUAUUCUUCAAGGUCCUGAUUGUAUUUACAGCUGAAGAUGCUGAACCCGUUGCUGAGCAGGUUCCUUUCCUCGAUCAAAUCACCUGCCCAUUGGAUACAAAGGUGAUUGAUUGGGAAUCUUUGAAUAUAAGAACAUAUGCUCCAUGGCUCAGUAAAGUGGAUUGUGAUGCAGUAGAGUACAUGUCCAAGGCUGCAUCCACCACUGAAUACCAGUAUGGACAUGGGUGGACGAUGCUAGUGGAGCUGAAGUAUGAUGGGGACAAGGGCUUGCUCGCACAGCUAAUCGCCAACAUCAGUGAUUCACUGUCGAGGGGAUGUGCAGUGUUGGUCAGGGGAUGGAAGCCAAAUAAUCCACCCCUUGACUUCACUUGUGAAGACAUUCACUUCUUCCACCUGACAAUAUCACAGGAAGUUGUUGUUCAAGAUGCAUUAAAGUGUGCAGAGCAGCAGGAGGCAAAGGGGGGGCCAGACAUGAGCAAAGUUUUUGAAGUGCUCAGCAGAGUAAAAUUCAUCAAGCUUGCAGAUGAUGAGAAUACAUGCAUGAACCUCCUCGACUUCCUGAAUACCCAGCCUGAGGUUCCCAUAUUCCUCAGGCAACUAUCUGACAAUGUAAACACAAAGACCAUGACCAUGAAUGAUGUUUAUCUCCCCCAUUCUGGUAAGAACACAGGAAAAUCAUAUUAUGGCAUGCAGGCAGUCUUGGGGGAUGUUGAACGACUUCAUGGAUGGGAUCUACUGAUGCAUGGGGGUUUCAUCAUGUACCCUCACCAUGAUGCAGCAGGGCUAUGCACAUACAUCACUGUACAGUCUGGCAGCAAGAUAUGGGGUUAUUUUGACACCCCUGGAAGUCAGGAUGCAAGCAGAGAGAAUCUAUUCAAGGCCUGGGAUGAUAUUUUUGCUGACAAUGUCAAUCUUAAGUUCCACAAGUAUCCUCUCAGGACCAUUCAUCUUCAAUGUGGAGAUACCCUGUAUGAUUUUUAUUCCCAAUUCCCAAGCGUGCUCUUAUGA